Messenger RNA from Cladocopium goreaui, 1269 nucleotides. Lineage: Eukaryota; Dinophyceae; Suessiales; Symbiodiniaceae. The record is from the annotation of a GenBank genome assembly.
CGGCUUCGUCGUUUUUUGCCCAGCCGUCGCAUCCGUCGAACCGUUGGUUCCCAUCGUUCCCAUGGCAUACGCCAAGAGCGACCUCACGAAGCUGCACCGGUCCCAGAAACGGGGCAGUUACGACAAGCAGUUGGUCCAUGAGAUUUUGGAUCAAGGGGUGGUCGCACACGUGGCCUACGUGGAUGGAGAGGGAAAUGUGAAGAUCAGCCCCAUGAUCUACGGCCGGCAAGAAGAUUUCUUGUAUCUCCACGGGCACGUGAGUGCGGGCGUCUUGCGAAAUGGAAGCAUUGACCUUUGCUUUUGCAUGACCCUGGAAGACGGCUUGGUUUUGGCACGUUCAGGCAUGCACUCGAGUGUGAACUAUCGCUGUGUGAUGGUUCAUGGAAAAGCUGAAGAAGUCGCGGAUCCCACGGCGAAGUGGUCCUCCCUGGACCUCAUCGUGGACCACGCGGCGGGGCCCUCGCCGGGCUUCUCGCAGACGGUGCAGCGGCCGAUGACGGAGGCGGAGGUGGCGUCCACGAGGGUCUUGCGUUUGGAGAUGAAGGACGGCUGUGUGAGCGCCAAGACGCGUGCGGAAGGUGCCAACGAUGACAAGGAGGACAUCGAGAAUCCCAAGCUCUGGGCCGGCAUCGUCCCCAUCACCCGCGUCUAUGGUCCUGCGGUGAACGACCCGAGCCUACGCUUCCACGUGCUACCACCGGAGGCCGUGAGGAACUACCCCAAGCACCGUUCCGGACUUCCACAUUGCGUGGAGAAGCGUUCCGGCGAUCAUCGUCCUUACAUCGCCCUGGCCCUGACCUUUGGGGCUGGCCUGCUGGUGGGCGCGUGGAUGUCGAAACGAUGAGCACCAAUGACAUGGCACAUGGCGCCUGUCCCCCCAAAAAACGGGGAAGGUGCUUGAAAAAUGCCAUGUUGAUGGGGAAAAUGAUGAUAUACCAUGAGAUUUUGGAGUAGCCUAUUUUCAGACCCUUCAGUGGGUAUGGUCAAAAGACCUAUGAACCCACAGAUGGACUGGUGAUGAGUGUAAAACCAACCCAUCCUGUCUUUUGGGAUGCCCGAACCCCCCAGGAUUUGAGGGCUCCGAAACCAAACCAUCAGCUGGUUUUAAAGCCACCAAGUUACACAGGCUGCUCAGCAGUUGUGCUCAGUUGGAUUCUGUGUGUACAGUGUACAGAUUGGUCUUGGCCAAUUGUGGCCCUUCUGUCCUGACGGUUUGAACACUUUUGCUGCUGAGAUGGUUUGCAUGUCGGCAGGUUGAAAGAAAAACAC